UCGUAAGCCCCGUUGCAGAUAACUAACAGCCUGAAAACACGGACGAAAACAUUGUGCAUAUAAUUGGGCCAUUUAAUCCGAUAGCAGAUGCAAGGCUAUUUGCUUGCCAGAUAUUAAUGCAUUAAUUAACAGCAAGUAAGAAAGAGAAUGUUUUGAAUACUUUGAUUAAAAGGGAGCAAGGACCAACAAACUAUAAGCUGUAUUGUUCAGGGAAUAUCGCAAGCAAACAAUAGUGAAAUAAUGUUCGAAAUUGGUUUGGUCGUGCUCCAUACAGUUUGCUUUUUGCAAAAGACUACUGGAAUGCAUCAGCAAGCCGUACUUGCCCCACCAGGUCACAUGCAACCUAUUGGUUCGCACACGCCACCCAUGUCAAUAGAAGAAAGAAACGAUUUUCCAGACCCGAUUGAGCUUUUCGAUAACUACGUCUCACCUGGAAAGCCAGUGCUGUUUAAAGGUGCGGCAAAGAAGUUUCCAAGUUACUAUAACUGGAAGAAUGAUACGUAUCUAAAAGAGAAAUAUGGAAGCUGGGAAGCCAAAGUGGAGACGAUAAAGAAAGGAUACAUGGAACGAGAACCCACAAUGAUGAAUCUUUCCAAGUUUAUUGAUAUUUAUAAAACUGAAAGCGUAUAUUUAGUGGAUACGAUAACACCACCAGAACCGAUAACGGGCGACGUCUUUGUUCCUAGGCCCGUAUUGUGCAAAGCAUUUCUGGAUAAUCUCGUGUCAAUUGUGCUUUGGUUUUCAUCCGGUGGUACAAGGCCAGUCUUGCACAACGACGCCUUCGAAAACAUAAACUGUCUUUACGAUGGCGAAAAGGAAUUCGUAUUGGUAGACAAGAAACACAAAGAUUUGGUUCCAAUUGAUCAUCCUUCACCUAACUCUCCACACCUCGGUUACAGCUCUGUAGACACUGAGCAAGUCGACAUGUAUAAAUACCCUUCCCUUACUAAAGUACCCUGGUACAAAGCGAACAUGGAAACCGGAGACUGUCUCUUCUUACCUGCACGUUGGUACCAUCACGUACAUUCGUUGAAUUCACGUAAUCUUGCAAUUAACUUGUGGUGGAAGGCGAUGCCAGAGUUAGAGCAUCGUGACGAAUGUGAAAAGAAGGUCUCUGGUCUUCCUCAAUAUGAAUCUCUGAUCCAACACAGGUUGAAAAACGGCGUAAAAUUGGAAGAAUUAGUUUUUGCUGCUACUUUCAAUGGAAGCAGUGAGAUAGAAGAAACGAAGUUUUACCGAAUCACAAUGUUGCAGUUUCCGGAUCUAAAAUCAACAAAAGACAGAAUUCCACUUUAUAGAAAACUUAAGAACUUUUUCAUCACUGCGGACUCGAAUACCGAUAAAAAACUCACAAGAAACGAAGUUGAAACUGCGCCUAUCGAAGUACUAGAUGGAUUUUUCCUCUCCCAAAAGCCGAUGCCAGAAAAGGACGAACCUUUAAUUCAAGAUGAACUGUAGAUAUUGAUUGUGUGACGCAAAUUUUCAACAUAGUUUACACAUUAGGAAAUAAAUUUUGGUACAGAAUGAAAA
Molecule: messenger RNA, 1530 nt
Organism: Ciona intestinalis (vase tunicate)
Lineage: Eukaryota; Metazoa; Chordata; Ascidiacea; Phlebobranchia; Cionidae
Product: bifunctional peptidase and (3S)-lysyl hydroxylase JMJD7-like
Molecular function (GO): calcium ion binding
Source: RefSeq, a predicted model, not a curated record